This is a messenger RNA of Ostrinia furnacalis (Asian corn borer), 2680 nucleotides long. RefSeq names its product kinesin associated protein 3 (gene Kap3). Gene Ontology annotation, molecular function: kinesin binding. Gene Ontology annotation, biological process: cilium organization; microtubule-based movement. The transcript has 12 exons. Gene Ontology annotation, cellular component: kinesin II complex; axoneme; ciliary transition zone. NCBI's taxonomy places the organism in Eukaryota, Metazoa, Arthropoda, Insecta, Lepidoptera, Crambidae. The coding region runs from base 190 to 2334 and encodes 714 amino acids. The record is from RefSeq and is a predicted model, not a curated record.
UUCAUGUUAUUGAUUUUCGACUUUUUCAAUCUUCGAUUUUCAUACAUCAUUUUCAAAAACAUUAAUACAUAGUACAUACAUAUAUCGUCAUUUAUAAGUUAGUCAUAAUUACUCAAGCUACAUACUGCAUCUUGUUUUCCGUUGUAUGAAAAAAAUAUACGUAGUCUUCGGACAUAAACGGGGUUUAUCAUGAGUCCUGUGGAAAGUGUACCAGUAGCAGUACUGAACUGCAUUGAUGAUUAUGUGGAGUUGCUCUAUGAUGAUAUUCCAGAAAAAAUUAAGGGAUCAGCUCUGAUUCUUCAGUUGGCACGAAAUCCAGAUAAUUUAAUUGAAUUGUCAAGAAACGAAGCUUUGCUGAGUGCUCUAUCAAGAGUUUUAAGAGAGGAAUGGAAAAGAAGUAUUGAACUAAGUACCAACAUAGUGUACACUUUUUUCUGUUUUUCAACUUAUAAUGAAUUUCAUCCUGUAAUUAUACAGUAUAAAAUUGGAUCACUUUGUAUGGAUGUUAUAGAUUAUGAACUGAAAAGGUAUGACCAGUGGAAAGAAAAGGUAGAAGGGAAAAAGCCAUUGUUAACUCCUGAUAAAAGUGAAUUACCCAAGAGUAGAAUUCCUGAACCAAAAAGAAGGCCUAAGUCAGGCACAUGGGCUGUGGCUGAUGUUAAUAUGCAGAAAUCUAGAGCUCUUGUUUCUAGUUACCAUGAAGACCUAUGCAAUGCUUCAGAUGAAUGUCUUUCUAAAAAUGAUGAAGAACAAAUGAAACGAAAACUAAAGACCCUAUCUAAGAGACAAGAACAAUUGCUAAGAGUAGCCUUUUAUAUGCUGCUCAAUAUUGCAGAUAAUGUAAAAGUGGAAGAAAAAAUGCACAAGAAAGAUAUAGUUGGUCUAUUGAUUGGAGCAAUGGAGAGACAUUCAAAUAUUGAUUUACUUAUUUUAAUUGUGUCAUUCCUACAGAAAUUGUCUAUUUUUGUGGAAAACAAAAAUAGUAUGGCUUCAAGAGGAAUAAUAGAAAAACUGGCACCUUUGUUAGAUUCUCCCAAUGCAGACUUAGUCAAUGUUUCUUUAAAACUGUUGUUUAAUCUAACAUUUGACACGAAAUUGCGCAAUAAAAUGAUUAAGAUAGGUUUGCUGCCGAAAUUCAUUCAGUUCACAAGUGACGACAAGCACAUCAAUUUAGCAAUGAAAAUUUUGUAUCAUCUGAGCAUGGAUGACAGAGUGAAGCUUAUGUUCACCCAGUCAGAUUGUGUAAAACUUCUCACCGACAUGCUGCUGCUAAACGUGAACAGCGAGAGCAGCCCGGGCUCGGGGCCGGGCGUGACGGACGUUCUACUCGCUUUGUGCGUGAACCUGGCGUGGUGCGAGCGCGCCGCGCAGCAGAUGGCCGCCGAGGGUCGCCUGCGCGAGUUGCUCGCACGCGCCUUCCGCCACCGCAACACCAUGCUCAUGAAGCUCGUGCGCAACUUGUCGCACCAUGCCCAGAACAAACUCCUCUUUGUGGAAUUUGUUGGUGACAUAGCCGGGGCCGUCACUAGCGGUGACGCUGCCGAGGAGUUUAUAAUUGAAUGUAUUGGGACUUUGAGCAAUAUUCUGAAUUCGAACAAUAACAUCGACGUUUAUGCCGUUGUGGAGAGAUACAACUUGAUUCCUUGCAUUAUGAAAAUUUUAGAUCCAGAGAGCACGUGCGACCCGGAGCUGGUGCUGGAGGGCGUGGUGUGCGCGGGCGCGCUGGGCGCGGAGGAGCGCGCGGCGGCGGCGCUGGUGCGCGCGGGCGGCGGCGAGGCGCUGGUGGCGCUGCUGCGCCUGCGCCAGGCCGACGACGAGCACGUGCUGCAGACCGUCUACGCCUUCCGCCAGAUGCUGGCGCACCCGCGCACCGCGGAAUACCUCGUUACGCGCACCGAAGCUCCAGCUUACCUCAUCGAUCUCAUGCAAGAUAAAAAUGUUGAAAUUAGGAAAAUGUGCGACUCUUGCUUGGAUAUCAUAUCUCAGAUGCAAAAUGACUGGGCAGCUAGAAUUAAGGUUGAACGGUUUCGGUGCCACAACGGGCAGUGGUUGUCAGUGGUGGAGACCCUGGGCGCCGAGGGCGGCGCGGGGGACGCCGCGGACGACCUGCCUCCCUACCUCUCCGCAGAAUACCUCACUACGCAUCGACUUACUACCUCAGAUUCCCAAACUUCGCUCAACGAAGAUUCGGACAGUUUCUCAGGAGAAGUUGACAUGGAUCGUAUGAAUAACAGUAACCUGGGAAGCAGUCAACACAGUGACUUGUAUGGAGUAUCAGAAAAAACAAUGGAAAGCGAUGUCUUAUACAAUAAUGAUUUGAAAUUAUUUGCCUAAAUAUUUUUUUAACAUAGAAUGCGAUAUUCUUAAAAUUUUAAUAUUCUGAAAACUAGUUACCAAUAUACAUUAAACUAUAGAGAUAGAUUGAAACAUAAUUAAUGUAUUUUUUUUAUGCUGCUAGGUGAUCCGUGUCAUGAAUAACUAAGCUUUUACGACGAAACCGCGACGUCGUGAUUUAACAAGUAAAUUGUUCAUUUUCUGUUCCUCGUUUCUUCCAACGGCAACUUUCCAGAUUUUUUUUUAGUUUUAACUAAGUAAACAAUAACACAGCGCGCUAUUAUGAAAGCACAAUCUCACCUAAGUUUCAUUGUCACAAAAUAAAUACAUAAAGAAAUUACUAUAA